Neodiprion fabricii is the source of this 5601-nucleotide messenger RNA. RefSeq names its product host cell factor 1 (gene Hcf). The coding region runs from base 629 to 5350 and encodes 1573 amino acids. Lineage: Eukaryota; Metazoa; Arthropoda; Insecta; Hymenoptera; Diprionidae. The record is from RefSeq and is a predicted model, not a curated record. Gene Ontology annotation, molecular function: protein binding; transcription coactivator activity. The transcript has 9 exons. Gene Ontology annotation, cellular component: histone methyltransferase complex. Gene Ontology annotation, biological process: chromatin remodeling; regulation of DNA-templated transcription.
CGCAAGUUUACACGCUAUGGUGGAAGUAUCGUUUGUGUGUACCGUCAGACUGCCGAUUAAGCAGCGGUUAAUUUCAACAUUUUCUCCAAUAUAGAAAAAUUAUCUCCGGUGAAUAUUUAAUUACCGUUCUUGUGCGCGCCUCUAGCAAAGUUAGAAGUGUGGGAUCGAAAAUAAAAUUUUCAUAACCAAAUAAAAGUUGAUUUAAUGCUUUUGUCGCUCUCAACACAUUACUCAGUGCAUAUUUCACCCUAUGAGCUGCUUUCCUUUUACGUCAAUUUCCUGACACGAAUCGACACCAAAUGGUUUCAUUGGUCGAAUCUAACGGAACAGACCAAUCGUACUGCUUUCUGUUGGUUUGUGUCAGAAACUUGUAAAAGAAAAGCAGCCAAGUCUUUAGAUAACCUCGUCGGCAAGCAGCAUCGAAAAUAUACGCGCAAUGAGUUUAUUUUUCAGUGUAAGUGAAAAGUUGGGUGUCAGUCGACUGAUUCACUGAUUUUAUCAUUGGAACAAAUAUAUAACUAGCCUGGUUUCGAGCCAGUAAAUAUUAUCAGUGUAAAAAUAUAGUGAUGUCCCGUCUGGGAUACUGUACGGUCCUGGUCUGAAAAAAUGAUGUGAUCGGGCGGUCGUCAUGGCGGCACCCAUGUUAAAGUGGAAACGAAUCACAAAUCCGACCGGGCCUCAGCCAAGACCGAGACAUGGGCAUCGGGCGGUCGCUCUUAAAGACCUCAUGGUCGUCUUCGGCGGUGGUAACGAGGGAAUUGUUGACGAACUCCACGUAUUCAAUACAGCAACAAACCAAUGGUUUGUUCCAUCGACAAAGGGAGAUAUACCUCCCGGUUGUGCUGCCUAUGGGUUCGUAGUGGAUGGGACCCGAAUUUUGGUAUUCGGUGGUAUGGUAGAAUAUGGAAAGUAUUCCAACGAAUUAUAUGAGCUCCAGGCUAGUAGAUGGGAGUGGAAGCGAUUGAAACCAAAACCACCUAAACAGGAACAACCACCAUGCCCGCGGCUGGGUCACAGCUUCACACUGAUCGGCAACAGAAUAUUCUUAUUUGGAGGAUUGGCAAAUGACAGUGAUGAUCCUAAGAAUAAUAUUCCGAGAUAUUUGAAUGACCUGUAUACUCUGGAGUUACUUGGCAAUGGUGUAACAGCAUGGGAUGUACCACAAACUCAUGGAAACUCACCGCCGCCAAGAGAAUCGCACACUGGUGUAGCUUACGCAGAUCGCACAACUGGGAAAUCAUGUCUAGUUAUAUAUGGGGGAAUGAGCGGGUGCAGACUGGGGGAUCUGUGGUUUUUAGACAUAGACACAAUGACUUGGAACAAGCCAUUAGUCCACGGGCCGACGCCACUACCUCGUUCUCUGCAUACUGCUACUUUGAUCGGGCAUCGAAUGUAUGUCUUUGGUGGUUGGGUACCACUGGUCGUUGACGACGUCAAGGUAGCAACCCACGAGAAGGAAUGGAAAUGCACAAGCACAUUGGCAUGCCUAAAUUUAGAAACAUUAACGUGGGAACAAUUGACCGUUGAUUCACUGGAAGAAAAUGUGCCGAGAGCCAGAGCGGGCCAUUGUGCUGUCGCGGUCCAUAGUCGUCUAUACGUUUGGUCGGGUAGAGACGGAUAUCGCAAAGCUUGGAACAACCAGGUAUGCUGUAAAGAUUUGUGGUACUUGGAAGUUAAGAAACCACCAUCUCCGUCCAGAGUGCAAUUGGUUCGAGCUUCGACUCAGUCCCUAGAAGUUAGUUGGGCCGCCACACCUUCUGCUCAAUACUACAUCUUGCAAAUACAGAAAUAUGAUAUGCCACCAACAACGGGUACUUUCCCAGCAGCUGCGGCUCCUGUUAGCGCGCCUACAGCUGCUCCUGUUCCGGUUGCGGCAGCCGUUCCGGCGCCUGCUACUGUAUCAUCUCCACAGAUACCGCCAGUGGUCACGCCAGUUCCUUCCACCCCACCAAUCGUCCGGCAGCAAGCACCAUCCCAGACACCUGUACGAAUUCAAACGGCUGUGCAACAAAGUCCGGGGCAAAAGACAAUCCAAACACCAGUUAUGGCAAAACAAGGAAGUCCAAUGACUCCAAGAGUCACUGGGAAUCUUAUCCGCAUUCGUUCACCGCUUGUUACAACUGUAACUCCCACAACGGAUCAGGGUGCCUCACCUGGCACAACUUCUGCCAGUCAAUCUCCGACCACCGCAAUGUCCGGCAUACAAGCUUUAGCUGCUGCAGCUGCCGCAACACAAAAGAUCAGCAUGAACAAUGUGCAAAUACUUCCACAACCUGGCAACACCAUUAGAAUGAAAAACAUGCAGCCUGGUCAGCAAAUACGAUUUGCUGCACCAGGAGCAACGGUAUUAAGGACUGCCUCACCACAGCAGAGCAAACAGAUAAUCCUCCAAAAACCGGGACAAAACAUAACUGGGCAGCCACAAAUUGUUCACCUCCUCAAAGCCGGACAGGGAAUGGUCGCGGCAGUACCAAAAGUUAGUUUAAUUCAAGGAAAAACCGUGCAAACGGCAGGAUCAAAGCCUCUUAAUCAGGGACCAACAAUUCUUAGAUUGGUUAAUCCCAACACUGUGGCUGGCUCGAAGGUUCUCACGACAGUAAAAACUUCGAAUUUAGUUGCAAUGAGCAAAGGACAAAGUAUUUCCGGAAAACAGACUAUCAUGAUUACAAAACCUGGCGGGAAUGGCGGGCUGGUUGGCAGAACCAAUCAGAUUAUUGUCGUCACCACUGGCUCAGGUCUGAGAGCUGUUCAGGCUGUUACAACCUCUCAGGCCGGCUCUGGCCAACCUGGAAACCUAAGCACACCAGUUAACGUACUUCCUUUAUCAGCGACAAAUCAUGUAACCAAUCAGCAAGGUGUUAAAAUGAUUGUUGUAUCAUCUGGUGCCAUGGGUGGUGGGACUGCUGGGAAGCCUAUCACCAUAACGGUACCUGGCCAAGGGGGAGUACCAAAGACUGUUACAAUUGCUACAAAGGGAAAUCAACAGACACUCUUCAAUCCAACGAAAAAUCAAAUUGUCGCAGUUCCACAAAUGCAAAAAACACCAGAGGCUGUUACCGUUUCUGGUAAACCUGUAACGUUGCAAAUGUCCAGCGGCAUUGGUACCAAAACUGUCACUCUGAUGCCUAGCAGCAGCUCGAUUGUGACCACUGCUGGAACAUCAGAAAUCAUCGAUACGAGCAAAAUGAUUUUUGUACCCUCACAAAAACAACCAUCAGCCUCGCUGGCUUCAACAUCUGAUGGUCCAGCAACGACUGAUGCUGCGCUAGCAGCUCUAGCCGCAGAGGCUGGAUUGAUUGAUCCUGUUCAAGAAUCCUCUGGAGGUUUAUCGUUCAUGGUAUCUGCAGAUGAGACUGGAGCGGUAGAUGGCAAGGGGGACAGUUGUAACGGGAAUGAAGCAGCUGUUUUAGCGUCACAACUUGGGUCUGGGGAGCCACUACAAGUUGACAACGAUGGGAACUUUAUUAUCCCCCAAGUUGAUGGUCCUGCUGAUGAUUUAAUGGAAGAUGGAGAGGGGGGAGGAGAAGAAGAAGAAACAGCAGCAACAGAAAAUGAACCUGAAACGAAUGAGCCCACCGAUUCACACCCCGAAAAUGAUUCCAAUGAAGCUGAACAGCAUACGGAUUCUGUUACAGCCGACGUAAAGCUACGGCUUCAAGAAGCUGUACCUGAAGAUAGUAGUAAGGAUCCACAACUGGGCACUGAAACUUCAAAGACUCCACCAACUUCUGCAGAACCUCUUUCAACAGAACUGGAUGAAACAACGAAUUCAGAAAAUCCGGAAGCUCAGAUAAAACUUGAGGGAACUGAGGAGUCUGAGGAGAAUAGUGAACAACAGGAACAGUUACCAAACGAAAGUGCAGAAACUGAGGCUAACCUACCAGCUGAGGAUAUAAAUAUGAAAACAGAAGACAUAAGCCUGCCUUUAGAUGAAAAAAUUCUUGAAUCAGAAGGGGAAGCAGACAAUUCUCAAGACGAACAAAAUUCUGGAAAAGACAUUAGCAAUGAACAACAUCAGCUUGAAGCUAUCAGUAUGUCGGUAGAUCAGUCGGAUUCAGACAAUGUUUCGCAAGCAGAUUCACAGCCUGCUGUAGAUGACGCAACAUCUCAGGAUUCGCAGACAUCCCAGGAUGACAUUGAUCGGAAAAAAGUGGAUGACGAACCUGAAAGUGAAUCACUUAGAUUAAAUUUGGAGAAUCCUUUAUCACCAGAAAAUAUCAAGGCAAAGGAUGAGCCAAUGGAAACUGAAUCGGAAUUUUCAGUGGCAUCCAAGGCUCCUAUUCCUUCCCCAACGACUGCCACUCCCACAAUUUUACCAAAAUCGGAGCCACAAGAGCCACAGGACGAACCAAUGAAUGAAGACGAAGAUGAUGCAGUGUCUGAGCCUUCGCCAAUUGCUACAAAACCAUCUACCGCCACAAAUGUUACAACAAAUGGCAUUGCCCCAACUGUUAAGAGGCCAGUACCAGUGGCAAUUUUGAAAAAUGAACCCAAAGAUGAAAAGGAUGCUACACCUACAAGUGGUGACUCGACUGCUCUUACUACUUUGGCUACUGCAGCGUUAGGCUCUGCUGGACAAGCAGUCAAAGUCAAAGCUGAAAUGUUACGUUUCCAGACUGAAGAAGAAAAGAAGGAUGCCGACUGGUAUGAUGUCGAAGUGAUAAAGGGAACAACUUUUACAGUCCAGCAUUACUAUUUGCCUGGGGAUGAGCCCCUAAAUACAUCCCAACCCCUGCCAGCGGAUGUAUUUAAAGGACGUACAAAAAUCUUCCUUGAACCUGGCACCGCAUACAAGUUUAGAGUUGCUGCUGUGAAUAGCUGUGGUCAAAGUGGUUGGAGUGAGGUGUCCGCAUUCAAGACUUGUCUGCCUGGUUUUCCGGGUGCGCCUAGCGCCAUAAAAAUAUCAAAGUCUGCGGAAGGAGCUCAGCUAUCUUGGGAACCACCGCCAAGUAACUUGGGGCCGAUACUCGAGUACUCAGUUUACUUGGCAGUGAGAAGUGCCAGUGCUGUUUCAAACAGCGCUGGAGAAGCCACCACUGUUGCUACAACACCUACACAGCUUGCAUUCAUCAGAGUCUAUUGCGGCCCUACUAAUGCCUGUUCCGUACCUAACAGUUCGCUGAGUGCUGCUCACGUCGAUACGACGACUAAACCAGCGAUUAUAUUUAGAAUAGCUGCGCGCAAUGAUAAGGGGUAUGGACCAGCGACGCAAGUCAGGUGGCUGCAAGAUCCAACCACUGCAGUUAAGAGUAAUCCUCAACUUAAAAGGCCAGUCGCAGACGCACGUCCUCAAGCUAAUUCUCCUCAGAAGAAAUUCAAGACGGAUACCGGAACCGAGAAUUUCUCGUGAGCAAACCAAUUGCUACCUAAUCGCUCAAAGGACCGCUCUAUUCGCAAGAAGUAAUAUCUGCAGAUGGUAUAUGAAUAACAUUCGACAUUGCAGUCACAGGCACACACACACAUACACACAUAUAAGAUCAUACUCAGCUCGCGUAACAACACCCAUUCGGUAUCUAACUGAUAUGCGAAGCUAGCAACAAACAAGUAACGAGGUAGACGGAACAAUUUCAUGAUACUACAGUGUGAUAAAUAGAAGCGAUA